This is a messenger RNA of Brugia pahangi, 1089 nucleotides long. NCBI's taxonomy places the organism in Eukaryota, Metazoa, Nematoda, Chromadorea, Rhabditida, Onchocercidae. The record is from the annotation of a GenBank genome assembly.
AUGGAAUAUUUGACAUCAUACGAAUCGGCUUCUCUUUACGUAAUAUCUCAAUUGUUUGCUUUUCAACUAGAGAAGGGAAGUAAUAUGAUUAAAGAUAUUAAUUUCAGCGAAUCACCAUCAUAUCAUACCGGCAGUAGUGAGCCACCGAAUGAUCCCAUUUCACCGCCGAUGGGCGGUAAUAUAGACACAACGGAUCGACGUCUUCGUCGUCAAAUUGCCAAUUGCAACGAACGUCGUCGUAUGCAAAGUAUCAAUGCCGGUUUUCAGUCACUGAAGUUAUUAUUGCCUAGAAGAGAUGGCGAAAAGUUAAGCAAAGCUGCAAUAUUACAACAUACAGUGGAACUGAUUCAGACAUUGCGUGCCGAAAAAAUGAAACUCAUUGAAGAGAAAGAAACAGUUAUAAAUGCUAAAAAACGAAAGAUUCAAGAUGAAAACAUGCGAGAACGUGGUGUAAUAGGUGAGCUAACAGCUGCUUUGGAACAUGAGCGUCGUUUGCGGCACCUUUAUGAGAGAAUGUUUAAUUUAUGGACGAAUUCACCGGUGCUUUCACAGUUCCUUUCAAAACCAAACUCGUCAAUAAUUAAUCCGGCUAUUGCAUUGCAGAAUGUCGUACCUCCACUUCUGCAUGCACGCGGAUUUACAGGGCUUUUACCGCCUGCACUUCUGAUCGAUAAUCUGUUGACCAAUGCACGAGUAGGUAGUAGUAAUGGUUGUGGUACUGGUAAUGAUAGUGGUAGUGGUAGUGCUGGACCACUACAAACUACGAGUUUUGAUUUAAGCAUGUUUACGAGUAAUUUGGUAUCCGAAACAGCAGUAUCAACAAUAGCAACCAGCAAUGAAGCACGCUUUAUUGAUGAUCAAAAAUCACCAUCACAAACACAACCACCACCGAUCGGUGAUUUACUCACACAUCAAUCACCAUUUCUUUUUAAUUCACUGGAGAAUGCUACUGGAGCCAAUUUAAAUUCAAAUUUUUACACAAUUCUUGAAGCAAUUCGACAAUUAGAAGAAAGUGCUUCAAAUAUUAAUGGUUCCGCUACUACGUCGACAGUUAAUCAACAGCAGCAAACGAAUGUGUUGGUUCGUUAA